Molecule: messenger RNA, 2134 nt
Organism: Struthio camelus australis
Lineage: Eukaryota; Metazoa; Chordata; Aves; Struthioniformes; Struthionidae
Source: RefSeq, a predicted model, not a curated record
AUGGGACCGAAGCAUGUGCUUUGGCAACGUGAACUGAAGAGACAAUCAGCUGAGCUGGUAAUUCCAAAGAAUAAGUUUGUCCUUGUGAAAUUUGAUACACAAUAUCCUUAUGGUGACAAACAAGAUGAAUUUAAAAAGCUGGCAGAGAGCUCAGGCUCCAGUGAAGAUCUUUUGGUGGCUGAAGUGGGAAUAUCAGAUUAUGGUGAUAAGCUGAACACUGAGCUGGGUGAAAAAUACAAGCUGGAUAAGGACAAAUACCCUAUUUUUUACUUGUUCCAGGAUGGUGACUUUGACAACCCCUUACCUUACACUGGGCAAAUCAAAGUCGGGGCUAUUCAGCGCUGGUUGAAGAGUAAUGGCAUCUAUUUGGGGAUGCCAGGCUGCCUGAAAGAAUACGAUAUGCUGGCCAGCAAGUUUGUGAGCACCGCUGAAAAAUCAGAACGCCAAUCCCUCCUGAAAAGGGGGCAAGAAAGUUUAGAAAAAACAAAAGAAACCGAUAAGAAGUCAGCUGAGCAAUACUUGAAAAUUAUGAGCAAGAUACUGGAGCAGGGAGAAGAAUUUGCUGCUAAUGAAGUUGUCCGAAUCACAAAACUGAUUGAGAAGAACAAAAUGAGUGACGGAAAAAAGGAGGAGCUCCAGAAAAGUCUCAACAUCCUUGCUUCUUUCCUGAAAAAGAAUAAUGAAAAAGAUGAGCUCUAGUAUGUUGGAGAACUUUGUACAAGCUGUGAAACACUGGCAGAAUCCUAACCAGUUCUCCUUACACAGGCAAGCUUCCCAUUGACUUCAAGAGAGCAGCAGAUUUCCUUCUGAUAUUCUCAGUUCUUUAGAAGAUCAAGAGAAAGACAUUCCUAAAAGAAGAAAAACCAAGUAUUCUAAACGUUUUAAAAAUUAUCUUAAAGCAAGAUGCCAGUAUUGUGUAAUAUUAUUAAAUAACAGUGUUAAAGUAAUCAAAAAAAGCACUCGAUUGGCCUGAAGCACAUUCCUGGUGGUUUUUACAGCUGUUCCCUGACAAAUAACAGCAAAACUCAGUCUCACAUUCCGUCUUACAUGCUUUAAAAGGUACAGACUUGGUGCCCCUUUCAUUCCCACCUUUUCCUGUUUUUUAGCGCUCGCCUGCUUCGUUCUCCUUAAUCUCCUCCUCCUCAUAGGUGUUGUUUGCCCAGUAGUACUACUUGUUGUCUUGUUUCCCUUACCUGUUGUUGACUAAGUGACCUGCUGUUUCCUUUUUCUGCCUUUUCCUUCGGUGGCUUCCGUCUCUGUUUGUCUUGGGAAUCAGCCAAAUGUUGGCACACACAGUAAAGACAGGUUCUCUGCAUAUCCGAACUUGCUCUUCAUCUUCUGGCCAGAGCAGCCAUUACAGGGAAUGUUCUCCUGAAAUCUUUUUUUGAUAUCCUGACAGUGAGUUAUUUAAGUUCAUGCAAGGGCCGAAUCCUUCUGAGGUGCUAUUACGCUUAGACUUGCCAGAGUUUAUGCAAAACUGUGAUUUUUGUCAAAAGCUUCUAACUUGGGCAAAUCCAGGUGAAUUUCUUGUGGUGGAAAAGCACAUCUGAUGCAUGUGCUUUUCACCUGUCCUUCCUAUCCAAACUUCACUUCCCUAACUCAAAAUAUGUAUGUGGGAGAGGGAGACAAUAAGGACACUUAUUGGAAAUUUUUGAGCGGUAGUUAAUAUGAAUGAAAUAUUUUUUUUUCUAACCUUGUCUUUGAAAAUGAUUGACGCUAUCAAGCUAAAGCUUCAACAGCAUUUGGCAGAGUUCUAAAUAUUUGAAAAUAAGACCUUAUAACAGAAAGGAUGAGCAUUAAUGCCCUUAUGACCCCCCUCUAUAGUAUUUUAGUUCGGGUACCUAAGUCCAGUGAUUAGCUCAGUCGUAGAAACUGUUAUUGCAUGUGGUGUUCGUACUGUGUGGAGUUCAGACGGCUGCUGUAGGAUGCUGUGCUGCUGAUGAGGGUUUCAGAGUCUGGAGAGAAAUACGUUCUGUGCGUUUUACCUCAAGACUGUGCUUUAACCUAAGCAAAACUGAUCUCCAUGGGAGCUUUGCUGCCUUUUGAAACCUGGGGUGGGUACGAGGAGUAGAUAGCCCUGCAAGAUAAAAUGUAUUAAUACAUGUUACAAUAAAAAAAAAAAUUCUGGUUCCAA